AUAAAAGCAGAACCCCUGACGAAACGGUGAAACGGCAUAAUCCUGGUGAAAUUGAAAAUAGUAAAGUUUUAGCAAAACGGCAAAAUUCUAGCAUUCCAAUCUCCCUAGUAUAUUCAUAUAAAAAAGUUCAUGAACCUAGUAUUCCCCUAAAAAAAUUACGUCACUAA
Molecule: messenger RNA, 167 nt
Organism: Racocetra persica
Lineage: Eukaryota; Fungi; Glomeromycota; Glomeromycetes; Diversisporales; Gigasporaceae
Source: the annotation of a GenBank genome assembly